Messenger RNA from Symbiodinium necroappetens, 201 nucleotides. Lineage: Eukaryota; Dinophyceae; Suessiales; Symbiodiniaceae. The record is from the annotation of a GenBank genome assembly.
AUGUGGGCUGCGAGCCUCGGAAGAAGGGGCUGCCUGGUGUCCGUCAGAUCUGUUGCCGUGGAGGUGGUCCCUCCUGCCCCGAAACUGCAUGUCUCGCCUCUGGAGAUUGCACGGCUCCCCCUGCUGCAGUUUCCGGGGAGGAUCCUUGUCAUCUCCAGCCCAGAGGAGGAAAAGCGAGUCGAAGAACUCUUCAACGGGGAG